Messenger RNA from Ostreobium quekettii, 516 nucleotides. NCBI's taxonomy places the organism in Eukaryota, Viridiplantae, Chlorophyta, Ulvophyceae, Bryopsidales, Ostreobiaceae. The record is from the annotation of a GenBank genome assembly.
AUGGUGCCCGGGGCGGAGCCGCGCGGAUACGGUCUCACUGCUUCGGACAUGGAAGCCUCGCGCCUGGUGUUCGUGUCUGUGAAGGGCUCGCAGCAGAGGAGGAAGGCUGCUGUGCCAGUGCCAGAUGGCUACACAUGGGCACAGUUCUGUGAUCAGGUGAAGUUGAAGCUCAAAUUGAACAAUAUCAAAGCCAUAUAUCUGGCAUCGAGUGGUGAGAAGAUUGCAAGUCUGGAUGGACUGGAGGACAUCGAUGAUCUCUUUGUGGAGGAGGGCUUGGCAUCACCCACAAAUGGAAUGAACUCUACAUCGCCCCUGGCCACAGAAGCUGCCCUCAGAGAAGGAGAGACGUCAACAUCAGAAUUCCAGUAUGCUGCUUCAGCUGGUGCACAACAGCCCGUCACUGUGCACAGGGCCCAGGUAUGUUUGCACAUCCUAGUAUUGUUUGGAAAGAACAUGGUGCACACAACCAUGUUAUUCCACUGCUGGCAGGUGUUUGAAAGUUCAAUAUGGAUUUGA